ACUUUACUCAAUGAAAUUGUGGUUGGAAAGAUGGCGUCCAAGUGCAACCUUUCUGCUUUAUUUCCAAUCCAGAGCCAGUUGGACGACGCCCUGGACAACGCUACGAACCAACAAGAGAAAGAAAACCUUGUCUACCAGUACUUGAAAAAACUAGACGACAAAGAUGACUUGAGGAUUCCCGAUUUUGACGAAGGUCUCGAAUGGCUGAACACAGAAGGCCCCCUUUCUUUCACAAGAGAGCUUGCUGGUAAAGUGGUGGUGUUGGACUUCUUUACUUACUGCUGCAUAAACUGCAUCCAUAUCCUACCUGACCUGCAUCAGCUGGAGAAAAAGCACUCUGUGAAAGAUGGGCUUGUUAUCGUGGGUGUCCACUCUGCCAAGUUCCCCAACGAAAAGGUGCUGCAGAACGUGCAGAGCGCUGUGCUCCGCUACAACAUUACCCACCCGGUGGUGAACGAUGGAGACGCUCGGCUGUGGCAUGAGCUGGAGGUGGCCUGUUGGCCCACCCUGGUGCUCAUUGGGCCCAGGGGCAACCUGCUCUUCUCGCUGGUGGGAGAGGGCCACCGUGAGCGCCUAGCGCUCUUCACCAACACCUCCCUUCGACACUACAGGGACCAGGUCCUGCUCAGUGACCACCUUGUGGGGACCAAGCUUUACAGGGACUCUCUGCCCCCAUCGCUUCUUUCGUUUCCUGGGAAGGUAGCAGUGGAUUCCAGUAGGAAGAGACUGGCUAUAGCAGAUACGGGCCAUCAUCGGGUACUUGUGGUGUCCAACAUUGGGCUGGUGCUUUACUCUAUAGGAGGGCCUGAGAGUGGUAGGAAAGACGGUAAUCUCGACGAAGCAACCUUCUGCUCCCCACAGGGGAUUGUCAUCAAAGGAGAUACUGUCUUUGUGGCCGACACUGAAAACCAUCUGAUCAGAAAGAUUGACUUGUUAGAGGGACAGGUCAGCACCCUGGCAGGAGUGGGAUUUCAAGGCACAGACAUGGAGGGAGGGGCCAUGGGACCCCAGCAGCCUAUCAGCUCACCCUGGGACUUGGCCCUUGGGACUGCAGGCGGUGAGGAGGAUAACAUGCUGUGGGUGGCCAUGGCAGGGACACACCAGAUCUGGGCUCUGUUCCUGGAAAAUGGGAAGUUGCCUAAAAGAAGCGAGUCCAAAGCGGGGACGUGUGUGCGCUUCGCCGGGAGUGGCAACGAAGAGAACCGCAACAACGCCUACCCCCAAAAGGCCGGCUUUGCUCAGCCCUCGGGCCUGGCCCCCGCUCCGGAGGAGCCCUGGGGGUGUCUGUACGUGGCCGACAGUGAGAGCAGCACUGUGCGCUCCCUGGCUCUGAAGGACGGCGCUGUCAAACUGCUGGUGGGGGGCGAGAGAGACCCACUGAACCUGUUUGCGUUUGGGGACGUGGACGGGAAAGGAGUGGACGCCAAGCUCCAGCACCCUCUCGGUGUGGCCUGGGCUCCUGACCAAGGCCUCCUCUAUGUGGCGGAUUCCUACAACCACAAGAUCAAAGUGGUGGACCCAAAAACCAGGCAGUGUCUGGUUGUGGCUGGGACAGGGGAAGCAGGUGACGUGUUAGGGCCAGGGUUGACUGAGUCCAGCUUCAAUGAACCUGGUGGCCUGUGUGUCGGGGAGGGGGGCAGGGUGCUGUAUGUAGCUGACACCAACAACCACCACCUCAAAGUCUUGGACCUGGACACCAAGACUGUGUCACUGUUCCCCAUUUCAUUGGAGGACGCGGUAGACUCUGCACCAACUAAGUCCUCUGGACCUUGUAAAGUCCCCAAGCUCCCCAAAUCUGCUUCUAGGGUGAAGAUGCCACCACUGGCAGUGUCACCAGGACAGACUGUCAACUUGGAGCUGGUGCUAUCGCUACCAGAGGGCACCAAGCUCACUGAAGACGCACCCAGCUUUUGGACCCUGUCAGCAGAAGGUAACGAGUGGUUGGUAGGGAACCAGGUGGUGACCGGGGACAUCCAAAAUCUUUCCCAGCCCCUUUCCAUCCCUGCCAUACUUCCAACGGUUCUCAAGGCGACAGAGUCCAGCCCCUCCCUCACCCUGAGUGUUUGGGUUUACUGCUGUCUGGCAGGAGGCGGGGCUUGUAUGAUGAAAGCCGCCUCCUUCACGCAACCUCUCCAGAUAGGCUCUACACCCAGAAACGGCUCGGUUACCGUGACGCUGGCUCAUGCCUUCUAACUUAACAAGCCUCUAGCCCUUCCCUCUCGUUGGGGCUUUGUUUCAAAUAUGUUUCAUUUUUAAAUCAAGAUUCAAGUUUACAAAUGUAGAAAUCAUUUUGAUAGCUCCUUUUGAACACAAAUGAUAACAGUAACAAAUAAUUUAUCACAGAAGUUGAUUGACAUGUUUAAACAAAGUAGAUAUAUCAAAAAUAGCAUGGAAAGGGGAAGAAAAGGUCAAACCCGGACUUAAUUCAAUCAACAGACUAAAGUUAGAAAAAAAUACCCCCCAAAAGGAUAAGCCCACUCUACCUGCUUCCUUCCCCUUCGGGGUAAAUCCUAUGUAACUUUGUCUUUGAUAAGUGUACUGUACAAUUGGCUCAUUCAUCUCCCUCCUCUCCUCUGUAACUAUUCCCUAAUUCGUUGCUGUAAAUGAGAAUGUGUUCUCAGUCAACUUACCUGGUAAAAUAAAGAAAUAAAAAGUUUAAAGUCCUUAAAUUGUAUCAAACAAUGCCUGGAGUAAAUUAUUUUUUAUUUUAUUUAACUAGGCAAGUCAGUUAAGAACAAAUUCUUAUUUACAAUGACUGCCUACCACGGCCAAACCCUAACCCAGACGAUGCU
Oncorhynchus tshawytscha (Chinook salmon) is the source of this 2792-nucleotide messenger RNA. RefSeq names its product NHL repeat containing 2 (gene nhlrc2). Gene Ontology annotation, molecular function: protein binding. The transcript is spliced from 12 exons. Lineage: Eukaryota; Metazoa; Chordata; Actinopteri; Salmoniformes; Salmonidae. The coding region runs from base 31 to 2193 and encodes 720 amino acids. The record is from RefSeq and is a predicted model, not a curated record.